ACAGCACUCUCACAAGUCUCCACUGGUUACAGCACUCUCACAAGUCUCCACUGGCUUAAGGAAGUGAAACUCUGUCUUCAUGGAUGAUUUACCAAGGGAGGAUGUCAGUAAUACACUUCGAAUACUAGUUGCAACGGAUUGUCACCUGGGCUAUAUGGAGAAGGAUGAAAUCCGCCGGCAUGAUUCAUUUCAGGCAUUUGAAGAGAUCUGCUCAAUAGCAGAACAAAAGCAGGUGGAUCUCUUACUUCUUGGUGGUGAUCUUUUUCAUGAGAAUAAGCCCUCGAGAUCAACAUUAGUGAAGGCCAUUGAGAUUCUUCGUCGUUAUUGUCUCAAUGAUCAACCAGUGCAGUUCCAAGUUGUGAGCGACCAGACUGUGAACUUUGCAAACACAUUUGGUCAUGUAAAUUACGAAGAUCCUCACUUCAAUGUUGGCUUGCCAGUUUUCAGUAUUCAUGGAAAUCAUGAUGAUCCCGCUGGAGUGGACAAUCUUUCUGCGGUUGAUAUCCUUUCAGCAUGCAAUCUUGUGAACUAUUUCGGGAAAGUGGUUCUUGGAGGUUCCGGCGUUGGGCAGAUCACUCUCUAUCCCAUUCUGAUCAGGAAGGGUUCGACGUCCGUAGCGUUGUAUGGCCUUGGAAACAUUAGAGAUGAAAGACUGAAUAGAAUGUUCCAGACGCCACAUGCUGUACAGUGGAUGCGACCUGAAGCAAAAGAAGGCUAUCAAUUGUCAGACUGGUUCAACAUCCUAGUACUUCAUCAAAACAGAGUAAAGAUGAAUCCUAAAAAUGCAAUCAAUGAGCAUUUUCUGCCAAGAUUCUUGGACUUCAUAGUUUGGGGCCAUGAACACGAAUGUCUCGUGGACCCUCAGGAAGUUCCAGGUAUGGGUUUCCACAUUACUCAACCGGGUUCUUCUGUUGCAACAUCACUAAUUGAUGGAGAAUCAAAGCCGAAACAUGUACUUCUUAUAGAGAUUAAGGGAAAUCAAUAUCGCCCAACCAAGAUACCCCUCAACUCAGUGAGGCCUUUUGAAUAUACUGAGAUAGUAUUGAAAGAUGAACCUGACAUUGAUCCCAAUGAUCAGAAUUCAAUUCUUGAACAUUUGGACAAAGUGGUCAGAAAUCUAAUAGACAAGUGUAGCCAAAAGGCUGUUAACAGAUUGGAGCUCAAGCUUCCUUUAGUCCGAGUGAAGGUAGAUUACUCUGGAUUUAUGACAAUAAAUCCUCAAAGAUUUGGGCAAAAGUAUGUGGGGAAGGUUGCAAAUCCCCAGGAUAUUCUUAUAUUCUCAAAAGCUUCAAGGAAAGGUCGCAGUGAAGUUAAAAUUGACGAUUCUGAGCGGCUUCGACCAGAAGAACUUAAUCAGCAAAAUAUUGAGGCUUUAGUUGCUGAGAAUAAUCUGAAAAUGGAGAUCCUUCCGGUCAAUGAUUUGGAUGCUGCAUUACACAAUUUUGUUAACAAGGACGACAAAAUGGCAUUCCUUUCUUGUGUGCAAUACAACCUUGAAGAAACUCGUAGUAAAAUUGCUCGGGAUUCAGAUAUUUUGAAGUUUGAAGAGGAAGAGAUAAUUCUCAAAGUUGGAGAUUGCUUAGAGGAUCGUGUCAAGGAAAGGUCUGUGCGCUCUAAAGACGACCCACAAUUCGCAUCCAAUGCCCAGUCCUUGGAGGAUAUUCAAGGUAAAAGUACUGGAGGAGUUGGAAGUGCUGUUUCCUUUAGUGAUGAUGAAGAUGCGACUCGAUUCACUGGUUCAAAGCCUACCAGAGGCAGGAAAGAGUCCUCACAACCUUUUAGGUCUUCUCGUGAUGCUUCUGAAGUUGGUAAGACUUCUUUGAGAGGAAAGGGUAGAGGCAGGGGCAGAGGCAGAGGCAGGGGAUCUAAUAAUUUGAAGCAGACCACCCUUGAUGCAGCUAUGGGAUUUCGCCAGUCACAAAGAUCUGCAUCUGUUGCUGCCACAGCUUCAGUUCGAAGUAUCGCUGAGGAUGAGGAUAAUGUGGAUUCUGCCUCAAGUGAUGAAGCAGGGCAGCAUGGACUAGAUGAGGUUGAUGAUAGUUCGGACAAUGAUGAAACCAUCCGAGGCAAAGGACGCAAAAGAGCUGCUCCAAGGGGAAGGGGUAGAGGUUCCACAUCAUCCGCUAAAAGGGGGAGGAAAUCAGAUAAUUCUUCUCCUUCGAUCCAUAAAAUGAAUAUGAGUAGAGAUGAUGAGGACGAUGAUGAUGACACGGGAAAGAGAAUGCAUAAGCCUCAACCUCGGGUAACGAGGAAUUACGGUGCUCUAAGGAGGUGACUCCACUAAGGUUCAGGUCCUUCUGCACAGCAGCAGUGCGGCUACAUGUGAAUGAUUCACUCCAUUUAGGGACUAUCUUGAUGCGUGGUAUUAGAGUCUACGGUCCUGCACAGAAGCUGAGUGGCUACAUGUUAACGGUUCGCUCAUUUAGGAGCUAUCUUGAUGUGUGAUUUUAUAGUCUAGUCUAAUGAUUUGUAUAUUUUAGGCAGCUUAUCUGCUUGCAUGAAUCUUGUGCAUAACGGUGGUCUGCCUUAUAAAUUUCUUUUGCAUGUUAAGACUAUAUGUGUGGUUGUGCAAGUAUGCACAUUUUUGUGCUCCUUAUCACCCAACCUCAAUGUUUAAUUUAUCGGUGACAACAUUACAAAAGAGUGAGAUGGUAGAGUUAGUUCUGGUCAUUGUGGGAACUUCUUUUGUAAACUGUGGGGGCUUACCAGUUACCACUAGAUAUAAGAGCUCUAAUGUUCCUUUAAUACAUAUUUUUGACUGAGCUUA
Messenger RNA from Ilex paraguariensis (yerba mate), 2767 nucleotides. The record is from the annotation of a GenBank genome assembly. Lineage: Eukaryota; Viridiplantae; Streptophyta; Magnoliopsida; Aquifoliales; Aquifoliaceae.